AUGCCACAAGGUCCCAAACACGUCGGCAGGCCCCGAAAAUAUGCGUCUAAAGAGGAGAAGGCAAAGCAAGAUGUUAUCGCAAGACGUAUUGUAAGGCGUGCUCGUCGACAACCUCAAUCUGCUUAUGUGAGCGCACAAGGAGAUAUUCGAUUUCGGAUCUACACCGCCCCGCAGACAGACGCUAUGCUCACGCCAUCGACACAACACACCACUUUUCAGUCCCUUGAUCGCCUCAAUGGCCUCGCAAAUAGUACUAACCCAGCAUCUCCAAUCUUAGCAGCGUCUUGCGAUCCGGUCGAGCCUCAUAGAAACGAAGCAAUACCCUGCAACAAUGAAUUUCAGCUAGGCCGCAGCACCGCUGAAGCAUUAUUGCCUCCUAUCUCAACAUUACCGCUUCUACGAAACACAUCUCGCCCGGCCACUCGAUUAAAUACUGGAUACCCUCAGCUGGAGGCCAAUGAGACAUUACAGCCCGGCAUUCCGCCUUCAAUAGAGGCUCUACGUUGUAAUAAUCCAGCCUCGGCCGUCUGUGACGAUAAUGACUACAAUGAAAAUAACGAAAUAUUCCUUACGUCAGAUUAUCAGUCGGUCUAUGCGCAUCAGGCACCCGCUGAACCACCACCUAUCCUGGAAGAUGGCCCCGGCACGAACGGCCAUGGAACCUCUGAAAAUCUCGAAGAAAGGGAACGGGGCGAAGAUAUCAUAAUCAAUCAGGAAGAAGAACAUGGUACAACUUAUACCAACGUUGAAUUUUUACCAGAUGAAGAUUCUGAAUCAGAGACGGGAACAGAGAUAGACUCCUUAGAUGAACAGGAUAAAUCUGGUAACACUAAUGAGCUGAAUGACAUGAGUGGAUCAAAUCUUUCUCUAGCAAAACAAUAUCUAGAGAGAGCCUGGAGCUGCCUUUGUAACUGCGGGCAACAGGAAUCUAUAGGACCCGAUAGGGACACUCUACUUGGCCUCAGUCAAAUGGCCAGCUACUGGAGAAACAUCGGUCUGCCAGAUGCAAUUGGUCCAGCAUCAAACACAACCGAAGCGGGCGAGGAUGAGAUUAGACCUCUGGAUUGGCGUUCAACAUUAAGUGGAGGAGAGACACAGCCGCACUUACGCUUUGAGAAAAGUCAUUACAAUAUUCCAAGCAUCCAGCGCAGCUGGGAUGUGGACAGUGUUAUAAGUUUCGCUUCAUGUCUAUCAAUUAACCGAGGCCUUUACGUCUCGUAUCUUGCGCCCAUGUCGAGAAAUAUGCAGACGAGCGUUCAUGUCUUUCAUCAAGGAAAACCUCUUCACGCUAUUCCCCAUCUCAGACUUGGUAGUGGACACCAAUCCCCCCCAGUUUAG
Messenger RNA from Trichoderma gamsii, 1338 nucleotides. RefSeq lists its product as hypothetical. Bases 1 to 1338 code for a protein of 445 amino acids. The transcript has a single exon. NCBI's taxonomy places the organism in Eukaryota, Fungi, Ascomycota, Sordariomycetes, Hypocreales, Hypocreaceae. The record is from RefSeq and is a predicted model, not a curated record.